AUGACUUGCUCCCACCUGUGGACCCCCUCGCUCGAACCAAGAACCGUGGUCCACUCGUGGUACCGGCACUCGAUGAACGAGGCCGCCGCCUUGGACAAAGAAGAAGAGGAACUCAAUUCGGAGUUAUUGGAAAUGAAAAAUAGGUGCAAGCGCGCUGCUGUCCCUGGAGCUUACAGGUUUAAACACGGCGAAGACGACAAUGAUGAUGGGGAACGAGUCGUUUCCUUAGCAUCACCACCUCAUGGCUUCGUGGACGAUGAUGACGAUCCGGAUUUACUUUUACCCGCUCUCAUAUCGGAAUCAUCUGGCACACCCGACAUAUUCUCUCCGUCUGCGGAGAUAAACACCGCAUCACCGACAGAGAGACGUGCUACCGACAGCACGGGAAGGAUGAUCCCCCCGGAUACUCGUGGUCGAAAUCAUGAAGUGAGUGAUUCAGGAGAUGUUACUUCGAGAAAUAGUGUCGAAUCGAACUUGGUUUCGGGUGAUGAUUACAAUGAAGGGGACGUGGAAGUCAAUUUCACUUGA
Acaulospora colombiana is the source of this 528-nucleotide messenger RNA. Lineage: Eukaryota; Fungi; Glomeromycota; Glomeromycetes; Diversisporales; Acaulosporaceae. The record is from the annotation of a GenBank genome assembly.